This is a messenger RNA of Thermothelomyces thermophilus ATCC 42464, 4143 nucleotides long. RefSeq lists its product as uncharacterized. The record is from RefSeq and is a predicted model, not a curated record. NCBI's taxonomy places the organism in Eukaryota, Fungi, Ascomycota, Sordariomycetes, Sordariales, Chaetomiaceae. Gene Ontology annotation, cellular component: cytoplasm. The transcript has 6 exons. Gene Ontology annotation, molecular function: ATP-dependent chromatin remodeler activity; ATP binding. The coding region runs from base 201 to 4046 and encodes 1281 amino acids.
UGAUUCCGAGCGGGCCUUGUGCUGUUCCCUCUGAACGCAUUAUUCGGUGUUCCUGCAGCCAUUUACCACAGAACAAGGCCUCCGUUCCAAGCAGCCUUGUCUCUUGCCACUGCCCUUUACAAUAACUGCAGCUUUCUGUCAGCCGAGCUCGGCGGUCGCAGGAUUUAUUCGUCGGGGCAUCAGCAUGACCGCCGCGCGCCAUGGAUUCCAGGACAAGCGACUCUUCUCCGUCCUCAACCGUUUCGCACACCAUUUACGAUAUCCCAGCCCUCCUUGACGAGCUAGCCAUUCAGCGAACUGUGCUAGCAUCUCUCAUCAACGACUUCCCUGAUGAUUCGGAUCCCGCUGUAGCGCAGGAGGUAGAACGUGUUAAGGCAAAGAUUGCGAACCUUAGGCGCCAGAUUGCCCGACCUAAGGGCAAAGACCAACCAGGAUUCCCAACUAUGGAGGGCAAAGAGGAUGGCCGCUUCCACAGUACUUCAACACCUUCCAGCAAUAGCAGCUCGUUAGAUAUGAGUCUAGGAGAGGGACAGAUGCAAGACUCGGGCAUCCCAACGCGAAAACGUUCUAUCGGUAGCUCCCACCUCGCUGCAGACUCGCCGAGCCGGAGCGCUUACAAGUCUCGACGAACCACCCCUACCCCGGCUCCUGGGCCGUCCGACUUCACCUUUGAAGCGUUUUGUGAUGUUCCGGACGACCAGGUCAUCGACCUUACUUGUGAUGAUGACAAUGUGUGGCGGUUAGCCAUUCAACGACAGAAAGAAGCGGAGGCGCGCGCGAGUCAAGUAAAGGCCGAGGUGGAUAGAGAUGCCGCCAUUGCUAGAGCCUUCAGUGGGCGGGCCUCACCAGACCCGAACAGUCCGACUUCCGCAUCGCCAUCUCAAUUAGGUCAAAACAAUGCCCUCAACAGAAUUCUUGACAGAUCCUCUCAGUCCUCGUCGUGGGCGUCGGGGGUGCCGGAUCGAACCAAACAGGAACCGGGCUUGACACCGGCGGCGAGGCCGCCUAGAUCAGUCAAAGCGGAGCCAAUCGACUUGACAGGGGGCAGCGCUGACGGGCGUCCUUGGAAACAUUCCGCAGUCAUGCCUGAAAUGGCACAGAAUUCCCUCCGGACGCCGGUCACUUAUAUUGAUUCAGAUGACGAAACUGAUGCGUCUGGGGGUGCCACUUCUCGAACGUCCAUUGGUGCCGGCCCUCAAUCUUCCCGACCGUCCUUACCUUCACUUCCUUCAGUAUUUUCUCGUCCUGGGUCCUCCAGUUCAGCGGCCUCCACGCCUGUGUUGCCGUCGUCAUCGCGGAAUGUCACCUCUGGGCUACCUGCCAUUGAGUUGGCCCGACAGACCUCCAUGGCGCGGCAAGAAGGCCGCCUUUGGCCACCAGCCGCCCCUAUCGGCCAGCGACUGCACACGAUAAGCGGAUCAUCACAGGGUGUCUUGAACGGCUAUUCAUCGGGCCUAACACCCCCAGCCGCUAACCGGCCAGGAUAUGUGAGCAAUGGCGCAUACUAUACUCUGUCAGGGCGCUCAGCAUUUUCUGGUCCGAGCCUUGCCGAAACCAUCAACCGUGUCAACAAGUAUGACUUCAACAGCAUGACGGAUAUGCACGGGAAUCCGUUAAACGAACGCCUCACUACUUUUCUCGACGACUACGUCAAUGACCCUAGGAAGACAGAAGAAGAUAUCCAGAAGCUGCUCUCGAAUAUCCGGCCUGACAUGGACGUUCCCGAGGAGGAGCGCGGCGAAACUCCCGAUGCCAUGAAGUACCCUCUUUAUCCACAUCAGCAGUUGGCACUGAAAUGGAUGUCAGAUAUGGAAGAGGGAACAAACAAGGGCGGCAUCUUGGCAGAUGACAUGGGUCUCGGCAAGACCAUCUCAACUCUUGCCUUGAUUGUCUCCCGGCCAUCUACCGACAACAUCAAGACCAAUCUCAUUAUUGGCCCCGUCGCUCUCAUCAAGCAAUGGGAACUUGAGGUGAAGAAGAAGUUGAAAAGCACUCAUAAGCUGAGCACGUUCCUCUUCUAUUCCAAGAAGCGGCCUUACUCCGAGCUGAAGAAAUACGAUGUCGUACUCACGACAUACGGAUCGGUAGCUGCGGAAUGGAAGAGAUACAACCAACAUGUCGCGCAACGCAAUGAAUCAGACGAUUAUCGAGAGGAAGAUGAUAUGGAGUUGUUCAACAAAUGUCCAGUCCUCCACCCGCGGAGCAGAUUUUACCGCAUCAUCCUGGACGAGGCUCAAUGCAUCAAGAACAAAGACACCCAGAGCUCGACGGCCGUGCACAGAAUCAAUGCGACGUACCGCUGGUGCCUUACAGGUACUCCGAUGAUGAACGGCGUAUCAGAAUUGUACCCACUCAUCCGAUUUCUCAGAAUCCGGCCAUAUUCUGAUUUCAAAACCUUCCAGAGGACAUUUAGGGGUUUGAGCGCAAAGGGCUACGUGUCGGACUACACGCGUGACAAUGCUAUGCGGCAGCUUCAAGCCGUCCUCAAGGCGAUGAUGCUGAGACGGAUGAAGGACUCGAUGAUUGACGGCAAGCCCAUUCUGACACUGCCACCAAAGACAGAGAACUCGGAGCACGUUGUUUUUUCCGACGAUGAGCGCCAAUUUUAUCAGGACCUCGAGACACGGUCUCGGGUGCAGUUCAACAGGUUCCUCCGUGCGGGAACCGUCGGCAAGAAUUACUCCAAUAUCCUAGUCCUUCUUCUACGUCUUAGACAAGCCUGCUGUCACCCUCACCUGACAGAAUUCGAGUCUACGGCCGCAGCCAUUGAGGACAUCGACAUGGAGUCUCUAGCAAGGGAGUUGGAUGGCACGGUUGUUGAGCGCAUCAAAGCCAUCGAAGCGUUUGAGUGCCCGAUAUGCUACGAUGGUGUUGAGGACCCGCUCCUCGUCAUUCCAUGCGGCCACGAUACUUGCACUGAGUGUUUUACUUCACUCACUGAGAACACGGCACAAGACAAUAUCAGGUUGGGUGAUGAGAACCGGGCCGCCAAAUGCCCGGUCUGCCGUGGGCCGGUCGAACCAAAGAAGGUCAUCACGCUUACCGCUUUCCGGAAAGUGCAUGCACCAGAAACCCUCGAGGCCGAAGACGGUGUACUGGACGAACUCUCGGAGAUUCCCGACUCGGAAAAUGACGACUUUACAUCUGAUAGCGAGACCGAAACUGAUGCGGACCAAUUUGGGAAUCUUUCAGGUUUUGUUGUUCCAGAUAGCGAGGAUGGCGACGGCGAUGGGAUCGACGGCGCCGAGUCCGACACUGGACUGGACACUGCUGCCACGGCUUUGAACGGCGAGAAAGGAGAACGCCCUCUGGGAGAAAGGGACGCUAAAUCUUCUGGGAAGCCGGCCACAAAGGGAAGACAGCGCCGUAAGGCAAAGGAAAAGGCGACAGGCAAGCGCACGGCCGAGGAAAUCAAACCCCACAUGCUGAAGCAGCUCCGGAACGACGCGGAUAAGAACCGAGAAGCCCGCCGUCGGUACAUGCAUUACCUUCGUGAUAACUGGGAGGAUUCGGCCAAGAUCACCCAGGUCAUUGAACUCCUCCGGGAGAUCCAGGAAACCGAUGAGAAGACGAUCAUCUUUUCUCAGUGGACCACUCUUCUCGACCUGAUUGAAUGCCAGAUCAAGUACAAACUCAACCUCCGCUACUGCCGUUACACGGGCAAGAUGUCGCGCAAUCAGCGCGAUGAGGCCGUCCGGGACUUCAUUGAGAACCCGCGCAGCACCGUCAUGCUUGUCUCGUUGCGCGCGGGCAAUGCGGGCCUCAACCUGACUGCCGCCAGCCGCAUCAUCAUCUGCGAUCCCUUCUGGAACCCUUUCAUUGAAGCGCAGGCUAUCGAUCGCGCCCACCGUAUCGGCCAGCAACGCGAGGUGAAAGUACAUCGUAUCCUUGUCAAGGAGACGGUUGAAGACAGAAUCUUGGCACUACAGGAGAGCAAGCGGAAGCUUGUGGAGGCGGCCCUCGAUGAGGGCCAGAGUAAGAAUGUCGGCAGGUUGAGUGAGCGUGAGCUCGCCUAUCUGUUUGGGGUUAACCCGGCGAGGGGGUGAGAGUGCAAUGUGUGGUGGUUAGUGUGCUGUUGAUUUCACCUUCAAUGGCGGCGAGCGAGGCUCGUCUUGCUACUCAUCUACUGUGGCUCCCGCCUCG